Messenger RNA from Mangifera indica (mango), 510 nucleotides. RefSeq lists its product as uncharacterized. The record is from RefSeq and is a predicted model, not a curated record. The coding region runs from base 1 to 510 and encodes 169 amino acids. Lineage: Eukaryota; Viridiplantae; Streptophyta; Magnoliopsida; Sapindales; Anacardiaceae. The transcript is spliced from 4 exons. Gene Ontology annotation, molecular function: catalytic activity. Gene Ontology annotation, biological process: nucleoside metabolic process.
AUGGUAGCAAAAUAUAAGAGUAUAGCUGUGCAAAUUUUACUUGAUGUAUUUGAUAUUGAAGGGGUGGUUCAUUAUGGGACAGCUGGAAGCUCUAAUGAUUCAUUGUCCCUUGGUGAUGUUAGUGUAAUGAAAUAUGUUGCCUUCACAAGUCCUUGGAAAUGGAAGGUAUCCAUUAACAAAGAGGAUAACGAAUAUAAGUCCUCCUUUAAAGCUGAUAUAUACCUUGAUAAUGCAGCAUAUAGGGAAUUUCUUUUCAAAGAGUUGAAUGUCUCAAUUGUUGAUGAAGAGAGUGCUUCCACUGUGAUGACAUGUCUAUCAAAUGGGUUGCCCUAUAUUGUGUUUCGUCGGAAUUUCAGAUUUGGCUGGUGGGGAAGAAAAGCUAUUGUCCCUAGCCUCAGUUCACCAGUUUCUAUCAAUGCUUUGAGUGUUGCAGUUGAAUUUAUUGCAUUACUUGAUAAGGAAAACACAAUUCAUGACCACCAAAAAGGGGUAUCUUUUUCAGCAUUUUGA